CCUCAUUCAUUCAUUCCCGUGGCCGCUUGAUGCUGUGCUGGCUUUGCUCUCACUGCCCUGCGACUCCUGCCCUGGCUGCCGAAGGCCCCUUCCCGCCAUCUAAUGAUACACUCUGCAUACGCUUCUGUUGAAAAUUUGUGGCGAGACAUUCCUGUGGGACCAGGAAUCCAAAUUCUUGGGGCUGGAACCUCGCCUUCCUCUGAGCGGGGCAUGGCAUCCAACAGCAUCUUCGAUUCGUUCCCGACCUACUCGCCAACCUUCAUCCGCGACCCGAGCACCAGCCGCCGCUUCACACCUCCCUCCACGGCCUUCCCCUGCGGCGGCGGCGGCGGCGGCGGCGGAGGCAAGAUGGGCGAGAACAGCGGCGCGCUGAGCGCGCAGGCGGCCGUGGGGCCCGGCGGGCGCGCCCGGCCCGAGGUGCGCUCGAUGGUGGACGUGCUGGCGGACCACGCGGGCGAGCUGGUGCGCACCGACAGCCCCAACUUCCUCUGCUCCGUUCUGCCUUCGCAUUGGCGCUGCAACAAGACGCUGCCCGUCGCUUUCAAGGUGGUGGCGCUGGGGGAUGUGCCCGAUGGAACGGUGGUGACAGUGAUGGCGGGCAACGAUGAGAACUACUCCGCUGAGCUGCGCAAUGCCUCGGCUGUCAUGAAGAACCAGGUGGCCAGGUUCAACGACCUUCGCUUCGUGGGCCGCAGUGGGCGAGGAAAGAGUUUCACGCUGACCAUCACCGUGUUCACCAACCCCACCCAAGUGGCCACCUACCACCGAGCCAUCAAGGUGACCGUGGACGGACCCCGGGAGCCUAGACGACAUCGGCAGAAGCUGGAGGACCAAACCAAGGCGUUCCCCGACCGCUUCGGGGACCUGGAGCGUCUGCGCAUGCGGGUGACGCCGAGCACUCCCAGCCCCCGCGGUUCACUCAGCACCGCGGGCCACUUCAGCAGCCAGGCCCAGACCCCCAUCCAAGGCACCUCGGACCUGAACCCUUUCUCCGACCCCCGCCAGUUCGACCGCUCCUUCCCAGCGCUGCCGCCCCUCACGGAGAGCCGCUUCCCGGACCCCAGGAUGCAUUACCCCGGGGCCAUGUCGGCCGCCUUCCCCUACAGCGCCACGCCCUCGGGCACGAGCAUCAGCAGCCUCAGCGUGGCCAGCAUGCCGGCCACCAGCCGCUUCCAUCACACCUACCUCCCGCCGCCCUACCCGGGGGCCCCGCAGAACCAGAGCGGGCCCUUCCAGGCCAACCCGUCCCCCUACCACCUGUACUACGGCACGUCCUCCAGCUCCUACCAGUUCUCCAUGGUGGCCGGCAGCAGCAGCAGCAGCGGGGGCGACCGCUCCCCCACCCGCAUGCUGGCCUCCUGCACCAGCAGCGCCGCCUCUGUCGCCGCCGGCAACCUCAUGAACCCCAGCCUGGGUGGCCAGAGUGAUGGUGUGGAGGCCGACGGCAGCCACAGCAACUCGCCCACUGCCCUGAGCACGCCCGGCCGCAUGGACGAGGCCGUGUGGCGGCCCUACUGACCACCCGGGCCAAAGUGGACUGCUCCCGCGGGUGGCAGGGACCCCCAAGAACCUUCUGGACACGCAGCAGGCCCAGCUCCGGGCUCAGGGCAGGAGUGGGACUUAUGCUCCAGAGCAGUCCUGGGCCCAGGGUCCAUGGUCCUGGGACCCAGGGCGCGUGGCUAACUCUGGGAGCGUCUGGUCCAGCCGUUUCUUUGUACAGAGGGGUAGGGGCCUCCCCCAGGACCCUGCCCCCAGCCCAGACCCUAUUCAUCUCAUCUCACAUCCCUGGGGGAGAAGUAGCCUCCUCCUGCCAGCACCCCUGGAAUGACCUGGCUGUCCCCAGCUAUGCCACUGCUGUCACAGGGCCCAGGCCUCCUCGAACAGAGAGCAUCUCUGUUCCAGAGAGAGGUGGCCUUUGCCCACAUAAGAGGUUUGGCCUCUUAUCUGUGGGCCCCUAGAAAGACCUCCCGCCCCCCACCUUCCUCAGAGACCCCGAACCCCUGGGCCCAGCCCUCCGUCCGCAUUUAUACAAAUUGAGUCACAACUGGCAGGUCCCCCAGCCCUGAGAGGGGCUGCCUCGCGGUAUGGAUAGGGAAGGGACCCAUCCAGAGGCCCCAGGGAAUUGCCGGCAGAGGUGGGACAAGAACACCCCCAAGUCCGCAUCCCCCUGCCCCCAGCUCUGCUUCCCCACAACUCCUAGCAGCUAGGAGGCCCCAACCCCAUCCCAGCUGUCUGUGGGUCCCAGGCCCCAGAGCAGACUAUCCUGUGGCAGCAGGUCCCUAAAACCAGGGCAGGUACCUGCAGACGGGUCCUCCAUGCACUUUACCAGCCCGAGGCUUUCACCCUCUGUUCUCUCGGGGGAGCCAGGAAGGGUCCCUUUCCCCCUAGAUUGGUCCCAAAAUUGCUCCUUUGGGGGAGAGAGCACAGGGACCAGACAGGUCCUAGCAGAAAGCCUUGGGGUGAGGGGUCAUGAGGUCAGCUGUCAGCUUCCCUGUCCCUCUUAAGUCCCAGCCAAGCUGUGCACCCCCUCUACCCCCCCAGCCUCGUGAGAAGGCCCAGACACGCCUCCCAGCCUCAGACACACAGGUCUCCAUCUUUAACUGGUCUGCUCCCAAAGCAGCCUCGAACAAGAACCAGUUUUUAAAGCUGAUUUUAGAAAAAAGCUGGUCACACAUUUUCAGACACACAGUCUCUUACGGGGAAAGGCCCCACCAGCUUCUCCUCCUCCCCGAGAGUGUGGAAUUGUCAGGAUCCCAGUGUCUCGUCCAGAGGUCCCAUUCAUUCAGCAGCAGCCCACCAGCUUCCACCGAAGGCCGGCCCUGGUCCCGAACAGGGGCAACACCGGAGAGAGACGCUGCGGUCUCACGCCUAAGGCCCUCGGACAUUGGUCUGAGACGAGGUGAACCCCCGCAUCCCGUGGAGGUGGGAGGGCUGAGAGCUGGAGCGCAGCAGCUGCUUGAUGGAGCACGAGAGCUGUGAAGGCCUUGCCGGCCUCGGCCCAGCCCCCGCUGAGCUCAGAGGUCACGUAUUGUCCCUUCAGUUCCCAGGUAGGCACGCGGGCCCUGCCCAAGGGCUCGGGCUGCAUGGAUUCCCGUGUCUGAGUGUCUCAGUUCUAGAAAGGCGUACACGGAAAAGGAUAAGAAGGCUCUCCUGAGCACUGGACAGCCCAUGUGGUUUUGAGUCAUUGCUUCAGCCACAUCCCCAGAGGAUGUGGAAAUUUCCCCACAGAAGGCUAGCGGUUUUCCCUGUAAGAGCCCUUGGCCGGCCGCGCCCUCCCAGCCAGAUAAGCACCCUUUGUACACACUGAGACACGUUGGAAGUCCUUCUGGUAAUCUUACUCAAACCCUUCCUGCUGCCGUGGCUCUUAGCCCGCCCUCCCUGGACCAAGAAGUUUCCAUCUCUUCCAAACGGCUGCCGCGGGUGCCCUGCGGACUCCUUUCAGCCAGCAGGGCUCUCCACCCUUUCUCAGGAAGCAGCUACGCAUCCCUUGCCCCCCGUGACUUCUUCUCCCCUGUUCUCUGUGGUUCUAGACGGGCCCCAGGCCCGUGGGGGAGGCACCCUGGGGUUCCCAGUGCCCAGCACUUUGUCGCCCCUCCCCAGAUGACUACCCCUUCCUGCUGGGGGCAGGGACCCCCCCCCCCCACCACACACACACUCCAUGACUAAAAGUGAUGGCAGCCUUUCUGAGUCUGUUUUUUUAAGUCAUAUGAGGCGAGCCCACUGAUGUAGAAGCACAAGGAAACGGGGUUUUGAGACCACAUUACUGUAAGCCUUUGGUGUGGGUAUAGGUCCUUUGUGACAUAUUGUCAUACUGCAUUGUCCAUACCUGCUACACUCGGAACUUCUGUAAAACCACCCAAGAGCUGAGAAGAGGGUGGAAGGGGUAGAAACUGCUUUGCACUAUAAUUUGCUUGGUGUGUUUGUUUUUAAUGCACAACUCGCUUGUACAGUAAACUGUCUGUCUUCCGUACUAUUUAACUGUAAAA
Molecule: messenger RNA, 3986 nt
Organism: Phacochoerus africanus (Common warthog)
Lineage: Eukaryota; Metazoa; Chordata; Mammalia; Artiodactyla; Suidae
Gene: RUNX3
Product: RUNX family transcription factor 3
Exons: 7
Coding region: 103-1518 (471 amino acids)
Biological process (GO): hemopoiesis; regulation of transcription by RNA polymerase II; regulation of cell differentiation
Cellular component (GO): nucleus
Molecular function (GO): ATP binding; RNA polymerase II cis-regulatory region sequence-specific DNA binding; DNA-binding transcription factor activity, RNA polymerase II-specific
Source: RefSeq, a predicted model, not a curated record